Molecule: messenger RNA, 4684 nt
Organism: Labrus mixtus (cuckoo wrasse)
Lineage: Eukaryota; Metazoa; Chordata; Actinopteri; Labriformes; Labridae
Product: ankyrin repeat and BTB/POZ domain-containing protein 2-like
Exons: 17
Coding region: 542-3709 (1055 amino acids)
Molecular function (GO): protein heterodimerization activity
Source: RefSeq, a predicted model, not a curated record
GAUCCUGAGUGAGCACCGUGAGGGAGAGAGAGAGAGAGAGAGAGAGGAGGUGUAGGCGCGAUACACUUCUACUGGGUUAAAACGAAGCUGUUUGUGUGUGUCGAGUGGCUACUCCGGAAUUGUUUGAAUAAAUCAACACGGGUCGGGCUUUUUUUUUUUCUUCUUCCUGUAAGCGAGGAGACAGUUCGUCGAGUUUGAAAAGACUGUGGACACUGGAGGGAAGUUUAAAUCCCUGCGCCGUCCGGGGGAAAGGUGAGGCGCAGUGGCUUCUCCGUUUGAAAACGGAAGAGCACCUUUGCUUAUGUUCAAUUUGCUUUGAAGUUGUAGUUUUCAUCACCUUGAGUAUAGCCUAGUUGUUAUCUCGCUGUCCCGUACUGAACUCUAUAGCAGCAUGGCUGUCAAGUGUUGUGCUGCGUAACCAGUUCGUCCAGCUCAGCGGGGAGUUUCGCUGCUUUUCUUUUUUUUUAACCUGCAGGUAAACCGUCUCCAAGGUUUAUCCCUUUUUCUAAACACUCCAUUUCGAAGUCAUUUAAGAAUUAUAAUGGCUGGUUUGAGCAAUGUCCACAUGAAAACCCUGGAGGACCUCACGCUGGACUCGGGGUACGGCGCGGGGGACUCAUGCAAAUCCCUCAGCCUGUCCUCUUCCAAGUCCAACUCCCAGGCCUUCAUGACGGCCCCUCAUCGGGGCAACUGGUGGUACUUUUCCGGCUCCAUGAACAGCAGGAACAACAGCUGGGACACGGUCAACACUGUCCUUCCCGAAGAUCCCGAGGACAUCUUCUCGAAGUGCCCCCGCUUACCGGAAUUGGAAGAGUUCCCCUGGACCGAAGAGGAGGUGGCCAAGGUACUGCGAAAAGUGGCCGAGAGUGGGAGCGUUAAAGGGGGGCUCCCGCCCGUGUUCUCCCCGGAGGCCGUGAGGCGGCUGUCCAUCCUUCUCCGCAGGGCUCUGAUCCGCAUCUCCAGGGAGGCUCAGCGGCUCAGCGUCAUGCACUGCCGCUGCACGCGCUUUGAGGUGCAGAGUGCCAUGAGGCUCGUGCUCAGCUGGGCUCUGGCCGACCACUGCGUCUCGGCUACGGUCAAGGCAAUCUCCAUGUACAGCAUGAGUGCAGGGGAGCUGCUGAGGAAGGGCAAGUCCGCUCGCUGUGGCCUCUCCUUCUCCGUGGGACGCUUCUUCCGCUGGAUGGUGGAUACGCGCAUCUCCGUGCGCAUCCACGAGUAUGCGUCGAUAUGCCUGACCGCGUGCAUGGAGGCCCUGGUGGAGGAGAUAGGAGCCCGUGUGCUGAUGGUCGAGAGGGGUCACCCAGGGCCGGAUUCAGGGUCAACAUUCGCCCCGGUGAGUGCAGAGGCCCUGGAGGGGGUUGUGAACAAUGACGCGGAGCUGUGGGGCGUCCUGCAGCACUAUGAACACCUGAUCUGCGGGAAGAACGCCAAUGGUGUUCUGUCUCUCCCAGCCCAUUUCAGUCCUUACACAGAGAACCAGCAGACGUCUGUGGACAGCAGAGAGGAUGCCUAUGCCCAGCUGGAGCUGAGGACGCUGGAGCAGUCCCUGCUGGCUACCUGUGUGGGCAGUAUCUCUGAACUCAGUGACUUGGUGUCUCGCGCCAUGCACCACAUGCAGCGCCUCAGCUCAGUGCGUCCAGGACUGAGCCCCGCCCGCCACACCCGUCCCCAGCAGCCCGUGUCCUGGUCGCCGGACGCCCUCCACACCCUUUACUACUUCCUGCGCUGCCCGCAAAUGGAGUCCAUGGAGAAUCCCAACUUGGAUCCCCCACGCAUGGCACUUAGCAAGGAGAGGCCAUUUCUGUUGCUGCCGCCUCUGAUGGAGUGGAUGAGAGUGGCCAUAGUUCACGCUGAGCAUCGCAAGAGCCUAUUGGUGGACAGUGAUGAUGUCAGACAGACUGCAAGGCUGCUUCUUUCAGGACUGGACUGUGAACCAAGACAGCUCAAGCCUGAGUGUUGCUUUAGCUCCUUCAAGCGUCUGGACUCCAAAGCUGCCACAGACAAGUUUCACCUAGACUUGGGUUUCCGUAUGCUGAACUGUGGACGCACAGAUCUAAUUGGCCAAGCCAUCGGUCUUCUGGGGCCAGACGGAGUCAACAGCAUGGACGACCAGGGGAUGACUCCUCUGAUGUAUGCUUGUGCAGCUGGAGACGAGGCCUUAGUCCAGAUGUUGAUCGAUGCUGGGGCCAACCUUGAUGUUGCGGUUCCUCCAUGCUCCCCAAAGCACCCAUCUGUAAACCCUGACAGUCGCCACUGGGCUGCCCUCACGUUCGCUGUGCUGCAUGGACACAUCUCUGUAGUGCAGCUUCUGUUGGAUGCAGGAGCCAACGUGGAGGGAGCUGCAGUCCGAAACGGACAAGAGAGUACAGCAGACACCCCGCUGCAGCUGGCUUCAGCAGCAGGCAACUAUGAGAUGGUGAGUUUGCUCCUGGCCCGAGGCGCAGACCCCUUAUCAAAGACCCACGAUGGAAAUGCUCUGACAUCGUCCCUCUACGAAGACAUGAACUGCUUCAGUCAUGCAGCCGCACACGGUCACAGGAACGUGCUGAGAAAGCUACUGACUCAGCCCCAGCAAGUCAAAGAGGAUGUCCUGUCUCUGGAGGAGAUCUUAGCUGAGGGGGUUGAGGGUGAGGAGGCCGGGAUCUGCCCUUUCUUCCCUCUCUCCCCUCUCCCGACCCCUUCCUCCGGCUCCGGGUCGCAGCCUGAGGUGGGCAUACCGCGGCUCUGCAAGGCCAGGAUGAAGGCUCUGCAAGAGGCCAGCUACUACAGUGCUGAGCACGGUUAUCUGGAUGUCACCAUGGAGCUUAGAACUUUGGGUGUCCCAUGGAAACUACAUGUGUGGCUGGAGUCUCUGCGCUGUGCCCAGCUGCAGUCCAGAACCGGGGUCACUCUCUCGCUCCUCAGAGAGUUCACCACCAUCAGAGAAGAGGACUACUGUGAGGAGCUGGUCACUGUAGGCCUGCCCCUGAUGUUCAACAUCUUACGAACAACUAAGAAUGAUGCCAUCAUUCAGCAGUUGGCGACUAUUUUUAGUCACUGUUUUGGCCCAGCACCUCUCCCAGCCGUCCCCGAUAAGAAGGCAACUCUUUCAGCACAGUUGGACCCUCACUUCCUGAAUAACCAAGAGAUGUCAGAUGUGACAUUUGUGGUGGAGGGGAAACCGUUCUACGCCCACAGAGUCCUGCUGAUCACCGCUUCAGACCGAUUCAAGUCUCUGCUGGCCUCCUCUGGUACAGAUGGAAGCCCCAACAAAGAGAUUGAGAUCAGUGACAUCAAGUACAGCAUUUUCCAGAUAAUGAUGUCAUACCUGUACUGUGGAGGAACAGAGUCACUGAGAAAUAAUGUUCCUGACCUGCUGGAGUUGUUAUCAGCUGCGAGUCUGUUCCGGCUUGGGGUGCUACAAAGACACUGUGAAUUUAUGUGCUCACGGCACAUCAACCUGGAUAAUGCAGUCAGCAUCUACAAGACUGCUAAGGUCCAUGGUUCAGCAGAGCUGAGCUCAUUCUGUGAGGGUUACUUCUUGCAGCACAUGCCUGCUCUUCUGGAGAGAGAGGCCUUCAAGAGCCUGCUGCUGGGACCCCCCGCCGCUCGACAAGGAAACAACUCCACUUCUAUGCUGGUUCACAGUCGGGGAGACUCACCUCUGGAGGAGCUGGAGAUCACCCUGGCUCAGCGACUACGCUCUCUCCAUGUCACCUCCCGAGUCUGAGGACAGAAGACAUGGAUAAGUGGAUGAACGAUGCAGUCCAAGGAGAAGUCUUGUGUUAUCACAGAUACAGGAUCUGACCUUAAACAGCUGUUUUAAUACUUUAAGUACAGAUGUUCUCCUAAGUCUUUUGACAAGCAUCUUCCUCAAGACAUUGACACUGACAGUGUUACAUUUAAUUCUGUUGACAAUUCAGUGUUUCAUAUUUUGUGCCAAGACCACCACCUUGCCAUUAUUUUUGCAGUGUGCAGCAUGUAUAAGGUAAAAAAAAAAAGGACAAUUUUAUGCUCUCUCCAAGGCUCAGGAAGCCUAAAGGAGCAGCAACAGUUGGAUGCAACAGGUGGGAGCUCUGAAUAAUGGAACACUGCUGACCUCUUGUGGACAAAACUGACAAAUGAAUAUUUGUCUGAGAGGAUUGGGAUCAGUACACCCUCCUUGUUCUGACUGAAGCAGUCUGAAGGGACAUAAGACUGAAGCAAACAUGAAAGAAUCCUGUGAGGGGGCCAUGCUGGACUUGUGGCUCACUUUCAAACUCAUAAUGCAGAGUGGGAGGAAGGAGGGGAACUUUGUGCCUCCAGUACUGACGUUAGCUUUGGAUUAACAAAUGUACUGUCUAUGUAACUGUACGUUCUUAUUUUGUAUUUUUAAAACUGUAUGACCACAGAAGCGAAACACUUACUGAAGAGUGGGAUGGACAUUUUCUAUUUAAUGACAAAAAAAAGAUGUGAGAGUAUUUAUCGGGGUGUUCCCUUUUUAUUUUGUUUUUUUUUAAUCCAAGCAAAUAUUAAUAUUAUUGUUUUAAAAAAUGGCUUUUGGUGUAGCUGUUGUUUUUUCCAGGUACAUUGACAGUUGAUUAAGCUUAUGUAUGCUGAGGUUUAAUGCUUCUACAAAGGUACAGCAGCUGAAUCCAACAUGGGAAUUUGGUCACAUAAAGUCUGCUUUAAUACUGAAAGUUGUAAUAAACCUGCUUAACAAGCA